AUGGGGAGUUUUGACCGAAUCCCCCAUCCAAGAUCAUCGAGGAUUGGCCUGGGGGUGACUGUGGCUGCAUGCCCUAGCGUGUGCAAGUGCUCUCCUGAGGACACCAUACGCUGUAACAAAGCCGGACUGAGAACUCUUCCUGCAGAACUAGCAGCAACUGCCGUUUCUUUAAACCUGUCUAACAAUUUGUUAAGGAUUCUUACUGCCAACACGUUCCGAAAUCUGACUUUCCUCCGCAGCCUCUGGCUGGAUCGCAAUAACCUCACCUUCCUGUACCCGGGAACCUUUAGUGCCCUCAGCAAUUUACGGGAGCUGGAUCUCGGCUGGAAUUCACGCCUGACACACCUGCAUGCUAAUACUUUCAGGGGGCUUUCCAACCUCAUCAGCCUGGAUUUAUCGAGCUGCAAUAUCUUCGAAAUCCACCCAGUGGUGUUUUCGUAUUUGCUCUCUUUACAGGUACUUGACCUAACAUCCAACAACCUGCGUUACAUCCCGCAAGCCUUCAGAAGCCUGUCCAGCCUCACGAGACUGUCUUUGGAAAGAAACCACAUCGAAGCCAUAGGCCGAGAUUCUCUGAAGGAUCUGAAAGCCCUGUACGAGCUGAACCUCCGGAAGAAUCGGAUCUGGACGAUUCAGAACGAUGCCUUCGCAAUGCUGAACAGGCUGGGGGUGUUAGAUUUAGGGCACAACCAUAUAUCUGAUUUGCCUAAUCAGCUUUUCGUUGGUCUGAUCCAGCUCAAGACCAUGCAUCUUGAGGCCAACAGGAUCACCAGAAUCAACUGCUCUUUCAACAGCCUACUUAGCCUGAGAAACCUGUACCUGAACAACAACCACAUCUCAGCCAUCUCCCACGCUGCCUUCUCCGAUCUAAAGAAGCUGCAAUUCCUUCACUUGAACAAAAACAAUUUAAGUUCCCUUCCCAAGCACUUGUUCGCAGAGCUGCCCAAGCUGAAAUACGUGUUUCUAUCCCACAACCCCUGGAACUGUGACUGCAACAUGCUUUGGUUCCCUUCCUGGAUAGCAACAUACAAAGGGGCGGUUGAGGGGAUGCCAUGUGCCCUUCCAGUGCUUCACAACCAAACCCGGCUUGACGUCUUCACUCACAGCGAAUUGAUCAACUGCUCAAUACCACCUGGGCUGGCAAGUGCAGACAAGUGCGAAGAGACCGAUGCCAACACUGCUGGCACGCCACAUGCUAUUUCUGACACAUUACUUGGGAUCACACUCGCGUGGUGUGCUUGGCAUUUGGCAGAGACACCGGGCAAAUCAUUUUCUGGACUAGGAUCAGAUGCGUCAGCAUUUUUUCUGUAAUCUGUUUAUAAAAAGCGAACAAUGGAUUUAGU
Malaclemys terrapin pileata is the source of this 1343-nucleotide messenger RNA. Its product is annotated as nyctalopin-like. Gene Ontology annotation, cellular component: plasma membrane. The transcript has 3 exons. The coding region runs from base 1 to 1311 and encodes 436 amino acids. Lineage: Eukaryota; Metazoa; Chordata; Testudines; Emydidae. The record is from RefSeq and is a predicted model, not a curated record. Gene Ontology annotation, molecular function: protein binding.